GGCAUCCCCAGACCUUGGCAACUAUUGAAGUUCAAAUGACAGGCGCGUGCUUGGGAUGAUGGCAUAGCAUGGAGAUCUUAAGCUGCGGAAGGCCGCCAUGAAUUCGUAACAAUAGGAAACACUGCCCAGAGUCAACGCUGCUCAUUUUCUACUGUUGCUUUCUGGCCAACGCCACGAUUGUACAUACCGAAUUCCCAAUUGACACGCUCGUGCUGUCCACCCGGCAGUAGGCUGCCCCCGGAUCAUAGAGUCGGCGACAUCCUGGGCAUUGAGCGACGUUCAUCUACUACCAAAGCCCAACUGUCCCAGUAAUUCAAUCCCAUUACCUGCCACGCAUGGUCCUAGAAAAUAGAUUCCACAUUACACACGCUCAGCGACCAUCUGUCCAAAUCGCCUCUGCUGGCUCCUAAAGCUGGCACUUCAAUCCGAGACCGUCUUGCAUGGCCGGCGUGCAAGGCAAUAUACGGUCCUUCAUUGCGCCGAUCAAGGGAUCUGGUCGAACCGCCCCGGCCCUCCACGAGGACCUGUCACUGUACGAACCAUGGCAACAGCCACAGGACGGUCCAAACCUCUUAGCUGACUCGCCGCUCCGUUUCAUUCAGACGCAGUACCUCGGAGACUUGAUCCCUCUCACGAGCUGCAGACACAAAUUCGGACUGAAGCCGAAACAGUCAAACCCCGCAGUAUUGGAUGAAAGACCUGGACCUCAGACAAUAUGGACGGUUGCAGCAUUCUGUCAAGUAUGUCGUCUACACCUUCAGGUCAAAGUGGACUACACCAUAAGGUUCCAGGAGCCACCGUGCCCCAAUGAUGACCAUCCCCUACACCAUUUGGUGCGAUCUGAGUACCAAGAGCCGUUGGAGCGCAAUGCCUGGCUACGGCAGAAUCCCGAGUCAAGAGAUGAGGUUUAUACUUACAAAUGCUCGUCAAAGACCUGUUCUGCUACCGUCACGGUUCGCCUCAGCCCUCCGGUGCUGCGGCCUAGCGAUGUGCGGACGCUGGUGGAUGCCGAUCUCCUCCAGCAGAGGACAAAGGAUGCAUUUCGGGAAAGAGAAGGAAACACAGAAGGAAUGAAACACCCAGGGCCAGUUGAUGUCUUGACCGAUCUUCGUGCGUACAUCAAGAAUUCGUGGAAGGCGCGUGAAGAUGUGAAGUACAGAUCAAUAAACCUUUCCAACAGAAGAUUCAUCGUCCGCUUUGGACCGGAAGGAAAUGCUUGUAAGGAUGUGCUUGAGCAUCUGGGUUUCCAGCUGGUGCCAGGUGAAUAUUGGAGAGUUCCUCAACCAGUCCUUGAGGACAGUCAACCAUUCCAGAGUCCUGUCAACAUCUGGCUGGACAAUGCUGAAAAUGAGAUCUUGUCUUUACUGCUGUCACUAUCUUCCGAGGAACGACAACAGCUCCCAGAUAUUUCACCACCUGUGCCUGCCGAACGAGAGCUCUCUCGGAUCCUUGGCUGUCAAGAUUAUGAUUCUGAUCCAUCAAGUCGCGCUGCGAAGCCUUCGCCUGAGAUGAGGACUGCACCAUUCAUUGCUCUAGGAUGUCCACGGGAUCUGGCCGACCACCUGAUUGUGAAAGCGUACCACUGGCAAGUGGAGACCGAUCCUCAGAAUGCGCCCAUAUACUUGAGCCACCUGCGAUAUGUCUCAAACGACCGUCAAAGCGAUGUCCUUGAGACUGAGGUUGUCAUUGAAACCUCAAAAGGCCGAUUCGACUCGGAGACGCUGGAGAAGGCCUACAAGACUUUUCAGUUGAGUGGACGUGAGGGUGCGGUGAAUGAUGAAGACAUUAUUGGUACAUUCAUGGCGACGCUAGCAGAUUCACCUGGCCAGGAGCAUGAUUUACGUGAAUACUUGCGCAUUAUCGGUGUUCACCGAAACAGCAAGCUCGUCAUGGAUACAGCACAGAACAUCAUGGACAGCUACGAGCAAGCCCUUAUUUUCCUCGGUGUGGAUGCAAGCACGGAAGACGAAUUUAUUCAGGCUGCCUUUACUGCCAAGACAAGCGAGAACAAAGCCCUGGAGCAGCAAGCAAUCCAGGCCGUCCGCUUAAUAGCUCAGCAUCGAAAAAGCAGUCUUCUGUCCACCUGGAUUGAUUCCGGCUUCUCAGCCGAAACACAGAUGGAUCCCGCGGAGGGCUAUCAAGCCCUGCAAAUCCAAAACCGCGAGAUUGAUGACGAAAUGAUUAUGCUGCAAUACAAUAUGGCAGUGGAAGAGAAUCCAGCAAGUGUCGAAUAUUACAACAAGGCACUCGCUGCCAUCGCCAGCGGCAGGAAUAGUACUCAAUUGCUGGACCAUCUACAAAGCCGGGCCCCACAGCCUCCCGCGGCCACAGAAGGCGAACCUGUUGGGCUGGAGAACAUCGGGAACACUUGCUAUCUCAACAGCCUCUUGCAGGUCCUCUUCACCAUGACUGAGCUGCGGAAAGUGGUUCUCGAUUUUGACCAGUACCGAAUGACCCUGGAUCCGGAAAGCAUGGAGCAAAAGAGAGUAGGGCAGCGGAAAGUCAGUCUUAAAGAGGUUCAGACCGCUCAAAAAUUUGUUGACAGGUUGGCGUCACUCUUUCGCGGCAUGAUAGAAACACCACAAUCCUCGAUAAAGCCUGAACAGGAGCUCGCACGCCUAACGCUCGAGACCGAAAGUGUGAAAGAAAGAAUGCGUCGAAGAUCUACUCUCAUGACCGAUCGACCAAGUUUAGGCCACAUAGAUAGCAUACCAAUGCUCGGACCGCUGACUCUAGCCGAGCACGAGAGGGUCAGAGUAACGGAUGAUGUUAUAGUGCAGUCUCCGACAGAAGGCGAUAACAAAUUCUUUGAUCCUCUUGUUCGGUUCGAGGAACCGGAGAGCAAGAGGAAAGACAACAACGACAAUAUCGAGCCAGACGUGGAGGACAUUACGAUGAACGACAACUCCAGUGAAGCUACGCUGGUUUCCAAGCCAGACAGCGACCAGGUCUUGCUCGAAAAUCCGAGCGAAGGGCAGCAGCAACCCGUAUCGGAUGACAAGGAGAAUCUGUCCCCGAUCAAGCCGUCACCGUCGGUCACGACCAGCCUACCUCACAACGUGGAGCCUCUGGCACCAGCAUCACCUUCCAAGUUGAACGCACAGGCUGGGGCAAAUGAGCUGUCUGCCGUACCACUGGAGGUGAACACGGAACCAGAGCCAGUGAAGUACGAACCUCCUCCUGGAAAACCGCCUCCAGUGCCACCCAGAAAGCCGAAUCAGACUCCGACCACCACUCUGGAAGAGUAUGCACGUCAGCAGGAUGUCACCGAGGUUAUGAAUCACUGCAUCAUCCAGCUGUCCUGUGCAAUGCGACCCAGAGGCUAUGAUAAGUCUGGCGAGCAGUACGACGAGGUGCAUGAUCUUUUCUUCGGGCAACAGGUUGUACAUGUCCAACCAGAAAAGGGACCGUCCCCGACUGUGCCCUUUCUCAAUAUCAUUACCCGAGUAUACCAUCAACCCCCUGAUGUGUAUGCCGCAAUGGACAACGAGUAUGAUCUCCAGGACGCCCAGGAUGGGACAAAAGCUUACACUUCCGUUGCUCGUCUGCCACCUGUUCUUACCAUUGCCCUAGACCGAGUAGCCUGGAACCAAGAAGCAAAGCGCCAAGAAAAGCUCAACUACCAUGUGGACGUCCCCGAGACCAUUUACAUGGACCGAUAUCUCGAGAGCGCCAGCGAUUCGGACCUGAUGCACCGGCGGCAGCAAACUUGGGAGAUGAAGAAGGAACUCGCAGCACUCUCUGUGCGGAGAACUUUUCUGGAGGAGAAGCACGUAAGGCAACCGAACAAUGCUAUCAUGUUUACAACUGACGUGAUACAGGGCACAUCGAAAGAUGUUCCAGGCCUCCUGGAAGAUGCGAAGCUUGUCCUAGAAUACCUAGCUGAAGUAUCAAGCGAUUCUGUGUCGGAAGAUCUCAGCGUCAAUCCUACCGUUGUCGCAGAUCUUGGAGUUAUGGCCGAGAACGCCCGAGCGGAACUUGAAGGUAUCAAGUCGCGAAUGGAUCAUCUCAACCAACAAAUCAAGGAAGCAUUCGUAGAUAUGCGCAAACAUCCAUACCGAUUACACGCCGCCUUCUUCCACCGUGGCGGUGCAGCAGGCGGCCAUUACUGGGUGUACAUAUUUGACCACAAGAAAGAAGUCUGGCGCAAAUACAACGACGAUCGCGUGAGCGUCGUGCAGAACCGUAACGAAAUCUUCGGCAAGCCGACGCAGGAUCAAUGGGGUCCGCCGCCGAACCCUUACCUCCUAAUCUACAUCCAAGCAGACCGCAUCGACGACCUGGCCGAAACUGUCAAGCGCGACAUCGUCUACCCGCCACCCGACGCACCGCCUCCAGUACCCGCACGAAACCAAAUGAGUGAGAUGCCGCCCAAGGGAGACGUGGAAAUGCUGGAGUACGUCAAUGGCGGUGAGCAGGCCCAGACCACUACUGCCCCUGACCCAUACCCAUAUGACCUGGACAUUUCCCACCCCGAAACACAGUCAGGUGCCAAGAAGGAAGGCGACUGGGACAACAGCGAGCUGAUUAUUCCCGACAGACCAGUCAAUUGGUGAUGAGGAAGCGUGCAUGAGACUCGAACCACUACUCUGACACCUCUUCUUCGACCAACGGAAUGGAAAGCAUACCCUGUCAGUGGGGGCAGUAGCUUCCACGCUCGAAGCACUGGUAGCUCCGGCUGGACAUGAGUAUUCUGCCUUGUCCAGAUGUUUGGUUCAAUGAAUCUCACAGGACCUGAACUCUGGCAUGCGUUUGGCUUUUUGCGGAAGGGUCGUUACAUUCUCACACAAUAUUCUUUUCCUAGUCCUUCUCAGCCUAUUGGACUGGAUGGAUGGAUGGAUUCAGUCGAUUAAUUCCAGCAUAGCAACCAGACAGCGAGGGAAUAAAAGGACUGUUACAA
This is a messenger RNA of Exophiala viscosa, 4900 nucleotides long. RefSeq names its product ubiquitin thiolesterase. The coding region runs from base 441 to 4556 and encodes 1371 amino acids. The transcript is spliced from 9 exons. Lineage: Eukaryota; Fungi; Ascomycota; Eurotiomycetes; Chaetothyriales; Herpotrichiellaceae. The record is from RefSeq and is a predicted model, not a curated record. Gene Ontology annotation, biological process: regulation of proteasomal protein catabolic process; proteasome-mediated ubiquitin-dependent protein catabolic process; protein deubiquitination. Gene Ontology annotation, molecular function: cysteine-type deubiquitinase activity; proteasome binding.